This is a messenger RNA of Anoplophora glabripennis (Asian longhorned beetle), 7482 nucleotides long. RefSeq names its product protein abnormal spindle (gene asp). The coding region runs from base 78 to 7394 and encodes 2438 amino acids. Gene Ontology annotation, cellular component: spindle pole. The transcript has 6 exons. The record is from RefSeq and is a predicted model, not a curated record. Gene Ontology annotation, molecular function: protein binding. NCBI's taxonomy places the organism in Eukaryota, Metazoa, Arthropoda, Insecta, Coleoptera, Cerambycidae. Gene Ontology annotation, biological process: spindle organization; establishment of meiotic spindle localization; mitotic cell cycle.
UGUUUUUGAAAAAGACAUUAUAAGAAUAAAUUUCGUAUUUGUUUUUAACAUUACGAGUAACUCGCAUUUGUGAUACUAUGUUUUUUCAAUUCUCACCGAUUAGGACGAAAGUGAAACAUGCAUCUGUGCCAAAAGAAAACGAAUCAGAAAAAAUUGAAGUAUUAUCUCUAGCACCUUUUACGCCGAAUCCUAAAUUAUUUUUCGAAGAUGUGCAAGUUGGAACGGCAGUUAACCGGAAAUUGCUUAUUGAAAACCCAACAGAUCACGAUGUGAACAUAUUUAUCACCAAUCACAUACCACAAGAACUCAAUGUAACAAUAAAUCCUGAACAAAUUACGGUUGGAGAGAAAUCAAGUGCCAUUCUUGAGCUCACCUGGUGUCCUUUACAAGAAGAAUAUUCUCGACACACGAUCAGUGUAGGAGAUGGCAAAAGAAUACAUCGAGAUGUACCUGUCGCAUUUAAGUCUGUUCUACCAAAGAAGAAGAAAACUGCGGCAAAACAAAAAAGGAAACCUCAACCAAUCUCAUCCAGGCAGAAAUCGCCGCUGAAAUCUAAAACACCACCAAACAAAACGUCGCCUACGAAAAAAUAUUAUUCCGUCAAACCCCCUCGUAUAUCCCCAAACAGAUACUCUCCACAGAAAAAAUAUUCGCCACCAAAAACGACAUCGCCAACAAAGAAAUAUUUAAUCAACAUUCAAAAGGCUUCACCAGAUGCUAAAUGGCAGAAUGUCAGUGCUUCUGCAGAUUGGACUACAGGCGGACGCAACACAUACAAAGUUAAUGGCAAAGAGAAUGUCCCAUCUCCCUUAUUGAAUGCAUCUUAUGAUAAUAAUGUUUUCGUGUCGCCCUCAAUUACUACGUUUCAUUUGGACUAUUUACAACCCAUAGAACGGAGAGAAACUUAUGUGAUAAACGGCAAAAAGGACGUAUCGUUCUCCGAAUCUCAUUUUAGUGAUAGUUUGGAAAAUAUCUCCCCUGAACUGUCCUCUCGUGUGGAAGAUAAGGUUAAUGGAAGCAGUAAAAGACAGCCCUUAGGUAUUUCAAAUCAAGACAAUAUAUCCCCGAAGAUCACCGAGUACGUUCAGCAGAAGUUGGCAAAAACUCCAACUAACUACAACUUCGAAUACAAACUCAUGCAACUCGAAUCGUUUUGUUUUACGCCCGUCUCGACACCUUUGGACCAAAAGCAAGAUUUCAGCCCACAUUUGUCGUCUACUGUAAACAAGACCGAGAGAAGCGCGACUGAAACCGUUAACGUUACACAGCUAUUUCCUGCUCAAAAUAAUACGUUUGACGUUUCUUCUAAGAGCCCCAAUAUAAGCACCGAAACGUACGUAAAAUCAAACUUAAGUGCAGAAACGUACGUCAAGGGUAACACAAGUUUUGAAACGUACGUGAAGAAUAACUCGAGCGGGGGCACUUUUACGAAAGAUACUUCGGUUGGUGACGUUGCCAACUUGACGUUUUCGCCGAUAUCCUCAAAACCUAAUACCUCUCCGAAUAUAUCGAAGGCAAAUGUCGAUAACAGCCAGUCGUAUCUGAAUCUGAAUGGUGAUAACGCAAAACACGUCAUCGAAGCAAACCUAUGGAGCGGAAUACGAAGCCAACCCCUUUCUUCCAUCAAGGAGGAGUCGUAUAUCCAUCAAAGCAUGCUGGAAACUAAUCACACCCCCAAUAAAUCGUUCUUGAAGAGAAAAUCCGAUCUUAACUUCACUUUCACGCCGCCUAAGAGGCCAAACGUGAAGCGUUCACCUCAAGAGUGGUCGAAAUCAGGAGGCAGCGCAAUACGGAUCGUUAAAAAAACAACCGGGUUGAACUUGAAAAAGUUCCUGAAUAACGGCAGAGCUAGUAUCGCAGAAGAAAGUGAUAACGCAGUCGCGGCGUUGGCAAAGCAAGAUACCCAUCAAAUUAUCGUUCAGAAUCCGUUUCUUUUAGCGGCUACGAAUCUAGCCGAUCCGUUUAUGACCCCUCAUCUUUACGUCAACGAGGAGUGGUUGGACCAGCAGCAGAUCGAUUUUAAGAAAUGGCUGAACGCCUUAUUGACGCCACCAGUGGAGCUUAAUUCGGAAGAACAUCUCGUGGACGUCGCGAAAGUAUGGCAAGAAUGUAAGAAACGCGAGGUGGACGUCGCUCCCACAAAAGAAAUAGUUUCCAGCAAAUAUCUCGUCAAUAACAAGUUGAACGCUUUGAGAAAAUCCGCCCAAAAUCUUUUCAAAAGCCAGGAAAUGAGUUCCGUUCUAUCGAAGGUCGUAUUGGCUGUGGAAACGGGCAAACUAAUGAUACGGGAAGAUAAAGACGUCCACUUGAAUUUGGCUCUGAAGUCCGAAGUUAUGGCUAUGCUUUUAAGCUAUAAUCCGCUCUGGUUGCGAAUCGGACUGGAAACUAUAUACAACGAAAUAAUACCCUUAAAAUCCAAUUCCGACGUUGUCGGACUCAGCACGUUUAUAGCGAAUAGAGUACUGAAAGACCCUUACUUGCUGAAGAAGCAUAAGUUGGUUCACAGUUCCAAAUACGUCACUGAAUUUAAAAAAUUCUUUCUGAAAAAAUUCCUCGUGCUGGUGUACUUCCUCGAUCAGGCCAAAAACAAGAAGCUAAUCGCACACGAUCCGUGCUUGUUUUGUAAGAACUCCUCCAUUAAAGAAAGCAAGGAAAUGCUCAUAAAAUUAUCGAGAGAAAUGCUAGCGGCCGUCGGAGAUAUCACAAAAUAUUUAAAAUACACAGGCUACGUCGUCACCCACGUUCAAACCUACAUAAACGAGUUCGACUACGCGGUAAAUAACCUUGGCGUCGAUUUGAGGGACGGCGUGAGGUUAACGAAAGUCAUGGAAAUUAUCCUAAUGCAAGAAAAUCUAACUGCGAACCUUAGGGUACCGGCAAUCUCGCGGUUACAGAAAAUCCAUAACAUGAAAAUCGUCUUUAGUUCCCUGGAAAAAGCCGGUUAUGAAAUCUUGUACGAUAUAUCGCCCAAGGAUAUCGUCGACGGGCACAAAGAGAAAACCCUGUCGUUUUUGUGGCAGAUAGUGUACAAGUUCCAAGCACCACUUAUGGUAAAAAGCGCUACGACUAUACAGACUUGGUUCAGAAGCCUCCCGGUGGUCCUAAAACGGAGACAUUUGGAAAGAGUACGGCUGCGUCGUGAAGCAGCAGCAACUAAAAUACAAGUGUGGUACAGACGUCAAAAAAUCUCAAGGAUGUUAGAACGAUAUAUAUCGUUAUUAGAGAAAUACUUAUCGUUGGUGAAACGGCAAAAAGCGGCUGUAAAAAUUCAGUCAUGUUACAGAAGGUACCGUUGCUUGAGACUCUACAAGAAACAACGCAACACAGUAGUAAAUAUUCAAAGAUUCGCUAAAGGCUGGCUGAUACGGAACGUUCGUAGAAAUCAAAUUAAAAAAGCGGUUAUGAUACAAAGUCAUAUUCGUAUGUACAUAGCAAGAAAGAGAUUUUUAGAGUUGAAAAAGGCAGUCGACUUUGUACAAGAAAAGUAUCGAGCAAAGAAAAAGAUGGAGGUAACGCGAACUUCCUACAUCCAACAAAAAUCUGCAGCGAUAACUAUUCAAAGAUGGAUUCGAAGUAUUAAAUUAUUAAAACACGAUAAAGAAACGUAUGAAAAACUAAAAACGACCGUGUCCUGUAUUCAGCAAAGAUUUCGAGCUAAUAGACUUUGCAAAACCGAAAGAAAAAAGUAUCUAGAAAUAAGAUUGGCUACGUUACACAUCCAAACGUGGUACAGGUCCAUCAUCUCAAUGAGAGUUUGCCGAAAACAAUUCUUAGCAACGAAGAAGUCUGUUUUAGUCAUAGAACAGCGAUAUUUGGCGCUUAAAGCCAUGCGAAUCGAAAAACGCAGAUACAAGGACAUUAAAAAAGCUUGUGUAUGUAUUCAACAACAAUAUAAAGCUCGUAGAGAAAUGAAAAUUCAAAGACGAGCUUAUUUGGAAUUAAAAACUGCCACCGUUACCAUUCAGAAUAUUUACAGAGCUAACAAGGCGUCGAAGAAAGAAAGACGGUACUUUGAAACGUUAAAAUCUGCUACAAUACUCGUUCAAAGGAAGUUUAGAGCUAAUAGAGCCAUGCGAACCGAGUAUAGAAGUUAUACAAGACUGAGAGAAGCAACCGUUAAAAUUCAAACUUGGUUCAGAGCUACAAUGGAAAUGAGAAAAUGUCUCACUUACUUCGUAUCUCUAAAAUACGCAGUGCAUAUCUUUGAGGAUAGGUAUCAGGCGAAAAAACUAAUGGAAGAACAACGUAGAUAUUACAAGGAGCUGAAAUCGGCUACAGUUACAACCCAGAGAAGAUACAGGGCCUUAAUUUCGAUGCGUGAGGCCAGAACCGAGUAUACAGGAUUAAAAACUUAUACUCUUUUCAUACAAAGGAAGUUUAGAGCAAAUAAAAUGGCUCGAUCGGACAGAACAGCAUUUAUAAAACUAAAGGAAGCUGCUAUUGUAGUACAAAGUCGAUACCGGGCUCAACUGACAAUGAGAGAAUGCAGAAAAGAAUACUUAGCACUUCAGUUAGCGGCGGUGGUGCUCCAAAGACGGUAUCGAGCAAAUUGUUUGAUGAAAACAGCCAGAAUUUAUCACCAAAACCUUGUAAAGUACACAUUAAUCGUUCAACGGCGCUUCAGAGCCAACAAAGCAAUGUCGAGACAAAGAGAUAAUUACGUUCGGUUAAGAAACUCGGUAGUUUCCCUCCAACAAAAAUGGAGAGCAAAAAAAAUUGGUGAGAACCAAAGGCAAAAGUUCGAAGCACUAAGAAAGGCUGCUUUGGUCGUUCAAAGAAGGUGGAGGGCAAAUAAGCUGUACCACCAAGAAAAAACGAACUACGAAGUUUUAAAGAAAACUGCAGUAAAUGUCCAACGUAUCUGGAGAGCUAAGAAAUUAGGAGAAAAGGAAAAAUCCGAUUAUAUUCGACUAAAAAAUGCCGCUACUGUCCUACAACGAGCCUGGCGAGCCAAAUCCCUUAAAGAAAAACACCAUCGGGAGUACACAGAAUUAAAAACAACUGCCAUAUUUCUGCAAAGGAGGUGGAGAUCGAUUAAAUUAACUCGGAGACACAGAACGGAGUUUACAACAUUGAGGAGAACUGUUGUAAGUGUUCAGCAAAGGUGGAGAGCUAACAAACUAGCACGUAAAGAAAGACGAAGUUACUUACAACUGAGAAACGCUGCAAUUACCGUUCAGGUGAAACGUAGGGCUAAAAAACUUAUGGAACGCUACAGAAACGAAUUUGUGCUGCUGAAAAAUGCCACUGUGUGUAUUCAAAGACGAUGGAGAGCGAAUAAGUUGGCAAGGCAGGAGAAAACGACGUACGAAGCGUUAAAAACAGCUGUCGUUAAUAUUCAGGUUCGAUGGAGAAGUAAGCAACUGGCUAAAAAAGAAAGGCUGUUUUAUUUACAACGUAAGAGUGCCGCGAAUGUCUUACAAAGCAGAUGGAGAGCCAAAGUAAUAGGAAAUCGCGAUAAGCAACGGUACGAAGCCUUGAAAAAGACUACGAUAUUCGUACAAAGAAAAUGGAGAGCCAAUAAAUUAGCCAGAAAAGAAAGAAUAAUGUACGAGAAGUUAAAACACCAAGUUAUUACUAUUCAGAGACUUUGGAGGGCUAUCACGUUGACUAAGAUAGAAAAAGAAAACUACCACCGGUUGAAAACCGCCACAGUUCUUAUACAGCAUUGGUGGAGGGCACAUAAAAUCGGAACACAUCAGAAAAUACAAUACGGAUUGUUAAGGAAGACAACAGUAUCGGUACAGCGAAGAUGGCGGGCAAAUAUCUUGACAAGAACAGAAAGAACCCGUUACGCUGCGAUGAGAGAUGCCGCAAUCGUUAUUCAAAGUCACUGGAGGAUGAGGCAAGCUAGAAACGGCUAUUUACGGCUAAGAGAGAACACGAUAAAAAUUCAACGAAUGUGGAGAACAAAGAAGCUGUGCAAACAACACAAAAGCUACUACGAAUCGCUAAGGAAGACGACUCUAUUUAUACAGAGACGUUGGAGAGCCAAUAGACUGGCUAGGGCAGAGAAAGCAAAAUACGAAACAUUGAAAAGAUCCGCCAUCGUUCUUCAGAGGCGUUGGAGGGCUAAGAAGCAAGUUGAAAGGGACAGAGGCAAUUACAUACGUUUAAGAACAUAUGCCGUAGUUUUACAGCGAAGAUGGAGGGCAAGAAAAAUGUGUAAGCAACUUAGGAACGAAUACGAGACACUAAAGGCUACAGUCAUAAUGGUACAAAGAACGUGGAGGCUCAAGAAAGUAUACGAAUACGACCGAAACAGUUACUUGGAGUUAAAGAAAGCUGCUGUGGCCGUUCAGCAAAAAUGGAGGGCACAGCUGCUUAAGAGAUCUGCGUACGAAAGAUACACUUUACUAAAGUAUCACGUCCUUAGGGUCCAAGUGAGGUAUAGAGCUAAAAAGUUGAUGAAACAACAACGGGAAUGGUACCUAAAAGCGCAAACUUCUGCCGGAAUCAUACAAAGGUUCUACAGGGGUUACAGGUGUAUGAAACAACUUCAAGCUGAAAUGAACGAUAAAAGGAGAGUCGUCGUAGGACUUCAACGUUUGAUCAGAGGUUGUUUAGUAAGGAGGAAAUACGCCUACUUUUUCACGCCGGAAGAGAGAGAGAAGAGGAGGAGUAUAAGGAUGGAAAGGGCCGCCGCUAUCAAAAUUCAGGCUAUGUGGAGAGGCCACAGGUCUAGGGCUAUAGACACUCCGAAACUGAUCAACAUAAGGCAGAGGGCACACAAAGCAAACCUCAAGGCUGUCCCAGAGGAUACCUUGGGUAACAGGUGUAGAGAGGCUCUACAAGCGUUGGUGAACGAAAAGUCAACUGUGUUUGGUGUGAAUAAAGCUUUACAGGAUUUAGAUUACAUCACGAGGCACUCCCAGGACGUCUGCCAAGAGGUGGCGCAGUUCCUGCCCGAACAGAUGUACCUCAUGAUCAAAACCACGAACCGUUCCUUGCCGGAAAUGCGGGCCUGCAUCCUCUCCGUCAAUAUCCUGAUAAACGUGUGCAAAUACCCGCCCACGAGGCCCUACAGCUUCUUCCCGGAAUAUAUCGAUAACUUUGUCACCAUUAUGAUGCACUGGUGCGAUAAGGAGGCGCUGCUGUUCCCCUCCAUGUGCACGCUGCUGUGGCUGUUCGCCCACAAUCCGGAAUGGCGGAAGGUUAUCGGAUCCCUGCCCAACAUCGAGCAGAGACUGAGUAAGAUACAGUCGCAGGUGUCCAGGAAGCAGAGCAUGGUGAGGAGGGCGGGGGCCAAGGGACAGUCGUUGUUCGCGCCCUACGAGACUCUGCCGCUGCCCUCCCUCGAACCGGAUUGGGGGCUGGCGUACAAGUACAAUCCGUACAUAUUCACCAAUUCCGUACAUGCUUUUUCUUCGUUGUUGUGUAUUUUAAAUUUGUGAUUUUUUUUUAUUGUAGUUUAUUUUUACUAGAUUUUAUAUUGUUUGUUUGUGUGUAUAUUUUAAAGUGAAUUAAACGAGGUGAAGUUUU